Molecule: messenger RNA, 2259 nt
Organism: Brassica rapa (field mustard)
Lineage: Eukaryota; Viridiplantae; Streptophyta; Magnoliopsida; Brassicales; Brassicaceae
Product: ureide permease 5
Biological process (GO): nitrogen compound transport
Cellular component (GO): membrane
Molecular function (GO): allantoin:proton symporter activity; uracil:monoatomic cation symporter activity
Source: RefSeq, a predicted model, not a curated record
UGUUCUUUUUAUAUAGUCAAAAAUAUGAAAAAAAAAAAAAAAAAAAAAAGAGAGAUGCUCCUUUAUUUGUAUUCUAAUCGCGUCCAUUUCUACUUUCAAUGAAUGAUAAACUAAACUUUCUUAUCAGUUUAUCUGUUCAUAAAAAUGCUUAUUGUUUUUGUUUAAAAUCAAGUGUGAACAAUUUAUACUUUUACUCUUUUAAUGGACUGAAGAGUUAUGAGUUACGAAACUGUAUUCAUACUAGUAUAAUCGAAGAUUCACUUCUUUUUCUUUGGCUGGCCUUGCAAAAUAUCUCCCACUGGGGAAGGAAACAAAAUUUAUUAGAAUCUGAAUAAUGGUAUAGCGGAUGGGACCAGUGUAGAUCAAGUGGGAUUGUACAUCUCAAAACCAAAUCACAAGCAACAUGUGACUGUCGAGCUCACACCCAUAAGUUGCACAGUUUUGGGAUACGGUGAUUCAACACAUUUCUCAAAACCAAAUAAACAUAAACUAAAACACAUAUUUUUCAUUUUUCUCUGUUUAUGAAAAAUGCUUGAAAAUGUUUUAAAUUUUGUUUAGAUCAUUAAAAUAAUAAUUCAAUCUCUAUCAGUUUUCCACUUGUUCAACGGAGUGGAGGUCACGAAAGUGUCCUUCAUAUGGUGGAUGGUUUUGAAAGAUUCUCUCGCUCUUUAGUUUAAAAAAAAAAAAAGAAAUAAAAGAUUCCGUCUCUCUUAUGGUGUCGUAUCAGAACAGAGUAAGAAAACAUAGUUCUUAACAAAAGUGUUGCGCUUCUUCGAAUUCAUCAUUCCAUCUAAGCUCUCCGUUGACCUCUUUCUUUCAUCUAUAGAAAGAAACAGGAAGUUUAUUGUUUGGUCUGGACGAUGAUGAUCAUGGUGUCUGCUGGCGAAUUGGGAGUAUAUGUGGUGGAGAGCAAAGGAGGAGCAAUAGCAUGCAUCACGCUUUCUCUCCUCUGCUUAGGCACUUGGCCUGCUCUGUUGGCUCUUCUUGAACGACGUGGCCGUCUCCCACAACACACUUAUCUCGAUUACUCCAUCACUAACUUCUUCGCUGCUAUCUUCAUAGCCUUUGUCUUUGGUCAAAUAGGCGAGAGUACACCAGAAGAGGCACCAAGUUUCAUAACCCAACUCACUCAGAUUCAAGAGAACUGGCCCUCGGUGUUGUUUGCAUUGGCGGGUGGAGUUGGAUUAAGUAUAGGGAACUUAGCUACUCAGUAUGCUUUAGCUUUUGUUGGUCUGUCUGUUACAGAAGUCACAUCCGCUAGCAUCACAGUUGUUAUAGGCACGAGUGUCAAUUACUUUCUUGACAACAAGUUAAACCGAGCAGAUGUUCUUUUCUCUGGUGUCGCAUGCUUCUUGGUAGCUGUUUGUCUUGGCUCUGCUGUCCACUCUUCAAACUCUUCUGAUGUAGAAGCCAAACUUGGAAAACUCUCAGUGAGCCAAGAAGAGUGUCAGAGACUAUUUGGAGGCGAAGAGGAGGAGAUGGAGAAUGUAAAAGAAGGAACCGCAGCGUUUCUUAUUGCGCUUGAGAACAAAAGAGCAAUCAAAGUGCUUGGAAAGAGCAUGGUUGUUGGUCUAUCAAUAACCUUCUUCGCUGGCCUUUGUUUCUCACUCUUCUCGCCACUAUUCAACCUUGCAACAAACGAUCAAUGGCGCACUCUAGAACCAGGCGUUCCCAAGCUUAUUGUCUACACAGCUUUCUUCUACUUCUCACUCUCCUGCUUCGUAGUCGCCGUCGCUCUCAACGUGACUUUCUUGUACAAACCUGUACUAGAUUCACCAAGAUCUUCUUUUAAGGGUUACCUAAAUGACUGGAACGGAAGAGGUUGGGCUCUGUUGGCUGGAUUGAUUUGUGGGUUUGGUAAUGGUCUUCAGUUUAUGGGUGGUCAAGCUGCUGGAUAUGCAGCUGCAGAUGCUGUUCAGGCACUUCCUUUGGUGUCGACAUUUUGGGGGAUAUAUCUGUUUGGAGAGUAUAGGAGAUCGUCUCCGAGAACAUACGCUUUGCUUGUUGGAAUGCUGGUCAUGUUCGCUGUAGCUGUAGCGCUUCUCAUGGCCUCAGCUGGGAAAAGAGAGACGCGGUGACUUUAAAGAGUUUCAUCGGUUUGACCAAAGAAGAUAGUGUGGAAAACAAUGUAUAUAUGUGAUUGUUUUGUAUUAUAUUCGUUAACUUCUUUGUUCGUAUAAGAUUUUAAGUAACUCCAAAAAGAUUGUAGAAAAUUAGAGUUGUGUGUCUAGGCAGAAUGAAAACUUGGGAAAUUAUUAU